This is a messenger RNA of Cyanistes caeruleus (blue tit), 2074 nucleotides long. NCBI's taxonomy places the organism in Eukaryota, Metazoa, Chordata, Aves, Passeriformes, Paridae. The record is from RefSeq and is a predicted model, not a curated record.
ACCUAAGACAAGAUAGAAAGAUAAAGAUAGAUAAGAAAAGAUAAGUUUCCAGGAAAAGUAAUUAUUCUUUAGACCUAAAACACUCAUAGGCCUCAAAGACCCUGAGAACAGUUCCUGGCCUCACCUGUGUGUUGAACUGUCCGAGGAAACAGGAGAGUGCAUGGAGCAGAGAAGCUCUUGCAGUGUGGUGGGAAGGGAUGGGAGGGUUUAUCUCCAGCCUGGAAGAGGCAGUUGGGCAGUUUGUUCCUUGGGAAUUUUGUGAAGGGAAAGGGGGAGUUUGCACAUGCCAUAAUCCCCAGACUUGUGGUGAGUGAGUGGGUUCUGGCAUCCGGUGGAGCCUGGGGGUGAGGAUGUUCAGCUUGUCUUUGAAUGAUGCUCUUCAGGUCUUCCUUGCACACUGCAAGAUUGCUGACCCAGCCACGGAUCCUCGAGUGCCUUACACAGCUCACUCGUACCACAUCCACCCACCAAGUUUUCACUGGUUUAGCUGAAUGUGUCAUUUAAUGGAUUUAACUGUGGGGGAGAAGUGCUGUCAGUGCUGUAAGCAAACAAAGUUAGUGACUUAGAUGCAUUAAAGCACAAACUGAGGAAAAAGAGGAGUACAGCCCCAGGAGAACAAAGGCAGGCACCGGGAGUGGCAGUAGGACAGGAAUUACAAUGUCAAUUUGUCUUUACAUGAUUUUCCAUUACUAUUGCAGAAGUAUGUCAUUAAGGUGUAUUCUUAUCUCCCUAACUCCUUUCUGAUGUCACAUCAGCCUGGCAGCUGGAAAGGUGUUCCCUCCCAGGGUUACAUGUGUUUUUAGAAGCAGGAUGCUGAACCAUCCCAGGUGCCUGAGCCCUCAGGUGCACUGGACCAAGGAGGAGAAUUACAUGUUCAGGCUCUCAGCGUUCCGGGCUCCCUUGCAGAACUGGCUCCGGGACAACCCACGUGCCGUUUUUCCUGACCCUUUCUACCAGAGCGUGCUCCGCUGGCUGGAUGAGGACCUGCCAGACCUGUCGGUGUCCCGCGAGCGGAGCCGGCUGCAGUGGGGCAUCCCCGUGCCCGGUGACCCCACCCAGACCAUCUACGUGUGGGUGGACGCCCUGGUGAACUACCUGAGCGUGCUGGGGUACCCCGAGGGGCACGGCGCGUGGUGGCCGGCCGUGCACCACGUCGUGGGCAAGGACAUCCUCAAGUUCCACGCGCUCUACUGGCCGGCGCUGCUGCUGGCGGCAGGGCUGGAGCCCCCCGAGCGCAUCCUGGUGCACUCCCACUGGACCGUGCGGGGCCAGAAGAUGUCCAAGAGCCUGGGCAACGUGGUGGACCCCGGCGCGUGCGUGGGGCAGUACGGCGUGGACGGGUUCCGCUACUUCCUGCUGCGGCAGGGCGUCCCAGAGAGGGAUUGUGACUACUAUGAUGAGAAGGUGGUGAAGCUGGUGAAUUCGGAGCUGGCAGAUGCGCUCGGGGGGCUGCUGAAUCGCUCAACAGCCCCCAGCAUUAACCCCAGCAACACCUACCCACGCUUCUCAGAGCCCUGCUUCCCAAAGAUCCCGGGUUCCGGGGAGGCAAAGGGCACGGGCAGGGCGUGCGCCGAGGACUACGAGCUCGUGGCGGCGGUGGCCUCGCUGCCUGCGCAGGUGCACGCUCAUUUCGAAGGCUUCCAGAUCUACAAGGCUUUGGAAUGCAUUGCCCAGUGUGUGAGGCAGACCAACGGCUUCUUCCAGAGGCACAGGCCUUGGAAGCUGGAGCGAAGGGACGCUGCGGAGCAGCUCUGGCUGGACACCAUCCUGCACGUGACGCUGGAGUGCCUGCGCGUGUACGGGACGCUGCUGCAGCCCGUGGUCCCACACACGGCAGACAAGCUGCUGUCCCGGCUGGCUGUCGGGCCAGCAGAGAGGGGGCUCUCUGGUCUGACGUUCCUGGCACGCUACCAUGGAGAGCCGUGUCCCUUUGAGGGGAGGCAGCUCGGACCUGACACUGGCAUCUUGUUCCACAGGCUGGGCAAGUCAGAAACUCUGAAGAAGAGAAAGCAAGAAGCUCAAAUCCCUGACAAACAGCUUCUGUGAAUAAAAGCUUCUAGGAAUUCCUGGAAAA